Molecule: messenger RNA, 854 nt
Organism: Phanerochaete carnosa HHB-10118-sp
Lineage: Eukaryota; Fungi; Basidiomycota; Agaricomycetes; Polyporales; Phanerochaetaceae
Exons: 1
Coding region: 177-473 (98 amino acids)
Source: RefSeq, a predicted model, not a curated record
GCAUAUGGCGCACCUUCAAUCCGGCCAUGUAGGCGCCAGUAAUGCCCAUGGAGCAUGCCAGUAUCCGUUCCCUCUGCUCUCAAACUGUAGAGUUCAUGCUUCCCACGCCAUGUCAAGGCAAUUCAGACCUUGCUGCGAAGCAGAAUAAUUGAGCGCAUGUCGAAAAUUGAUAACGCAUGCCCGCAACACAUACCGGCGUUAUAAACCGCACCCUCUCUGGACGCGCCCAUUGUCGAAUGAGACCAAGCCUAUAUGACGCCCUCGGCCUUGCCGAGCAUCAAAUCUGUGAGCUGUCCACCGAGGCCUCUAUCGCGCUGGCGUCGGCUGGGGCUCCUCGACAACAACAUGCGCGCGUACCGCGACCUUCACGCCAGUGCUCGGCAAGCUGUCCAAGAAGCAGUCGCCAGCUCCCGAUGAUCAUGUCAACAUACAAGAGAUCAGUGAGGGGCGGGACUGAGCCAGGCGCUGUGUAACAGCGGGAGCACGCGCUCGUGCAUAACUUAACAACAAUGAGUGAUGGCUGCGAAGCUUAUCCCAGGGAGGGCAGCGAGGGCACCUAGGUUGUGCUUGAGACCGACCCCUUCCACCUUCCGUCUCGCGCCCCUUGAGUACAGUGUGUGGUCUCUGGCUUGAUAAAAAUAGAAUGUUGACUCUGUCCUCGCCGCGCAAAGAUUGGGAUUAGCUGUUCGAAAGUACAGCGCGAAACGUACGGCAAAAGCGUAUAGGCCGCCGCCAGCAGCGCCCCACCCGUCCCAUCCCUUCGAACUAAGAUCUCAAUUCAAAGCGUCCGCCUUCGUUGUGUAUAAACCGACCGUGUGCUGGUAUGACUUUAUUAGAGAGAGGGUUCGAUAUCA